AUGAGUGGUUUUGACGGUGAAAAGUAUAUCCCAACAAUUGACGCCAUACUUAGUGUGUCCGAUCUAGAACAAGUCUCUGUAAAGAGAAUAAGAAAUGCUUUACAGGAGUUGUUUGUGGUGAAGUUUGACGAGAAUAAAAAGCUGGUUAGUGAUUUAAUACUUGAGCGCUACCACAAUUUGAUGGGAGAAAGAGAGGAACAAAAAAGAAGACAAAAGGAAAUAGAAGAGAAAGAUGCCAUACUAGCAGCCAAGUUGCAAAAUGAACCAGAAGAUGCCACAAGGACUAAAAGAACGAGUAGCAAGAAUAAACUCGCUGCAAAACCAGCGAAGAAACGCAGAACAGUCAGUCCAUCUGGUAAUUCCCUUUCAUCACUAGAGUUGAAUUUGAGCCCAAAAUUAUCAGAGCUUUUGGGUGAGACUAGAUUACCUAGAACUCAAGUAGUUAAAAGGGUGUGGGACUAUGUCAAAGAGAAGGAGUUGCAAAAUCCGAAUGACAGAAGAGAGAUUAUUUGUGAUGAUAGAAUGAAGGAAAUAUUUGGUAAGAAAGUUACAAUGUUCCAAUUGAACAAAGUAUUGAGCCAGCAUCUUUACAAAGAUGAUGAAUGA
This is a messenger RNA of Hansenula anomala, 606 nucleotides long. RefSeq lists its product as uncharacterized. The transcript has 2 exons. Bases 1 to 606 code for a protein of 201 amino acids. Gene Ontology annotation, cellular component: nucleus; RNA polymerase I upstream activating factor complex. Gene Ontology annotation, molecular function: RNA polymerase I cis-regulatory region sequence-specific DNA binding. The record is from RefSeq and is a predicted model, not a curated record. NCBI's taxonomy places the organism in Eukaryota, Fungi, Ascomycota, Saccharomycetes, Phaffomycetales, Wickerhamomycetaceae. Gene Ontology annotation, biological process: nucleolar large rRNA transcription by RNA polymerase I; transcription initiation at RNA polymerase I promoter.